Molecule: messenger RNA, 2498 nt
Organism: Fomitiporia mediterranea MF3/22
Lineage: Eukaryota; Fungi; Basidiomycota; Agaricomycetes; Hymenochaetales; Hymenochaetaceae
Product: 2-nitropropane dioxygenase
Exons: 20
Coding region: 62-1126 (354 amino acids)
Molecular function (GO): nitronate monooxygenase activity
Source: RefSeq, a predicted model, not a curated record
GUCAGACAGUCUUUCACUCCCACCAUCAUCUCUGUUUACCUCUCUCAUCAACUUGCCUGCAAUGCCAUCCUCGCCUCAAGUGUUCAGGACUCCGCUCACGGAGCUUUUCAACAUCAAGCAUCCCGUCAUGCUUGCUGGUAUGAACGUUGCAGCAGGACCGAAGCUUGCAGCCGCUGUCACAAAUGCAGGCGGAAUUGGUGUAAUCGGCGGACUGGGCCAAACGCCAAAAAAUCUGCAACGCAGUAUUGAUGAAAUUAAGGAGCACCUUGAGGACAAGAAUGCACCGUUUGGCGUUGACCUUCUCAUCCCGCAAGUAGGCGGAAACGCUCGGAAGACGAACUAUGACUACACCAAAGGUCAACUACCAGAGCUGACGGAUGUGCUUAUUGCGAACAAGAUUGCAGUGUUUGUUUGUGCCGUUGGUGUUCCGCCAAAAGAGAUGGUCGAUAAACUUCACUCUGCAAAGAUUCCUGUCAUGAACAUGGUUGGACACCCAAAGCAUGUCAAGAAAGCGCUUGAACAAGGUGUUGAUAUCAUUUGCGCACAAGGAGGCGAGGGAGGAGGACACACCGGAGACACACCAUUCACUGUAUUGAUCCCAGCCUGCGUGGAUAUUUGCAAGGAUUAUAAGAGUCCACUGACUGGUAAACCGGUGCUUGUCGUUGCUGCUGGUGGUAUUGCGGAUGGACGUGGGCUCGCUGCUUCACUUGCCUAUGGAGCUACUGGUGUAUGGGUUGGCACUCGAUUUGUUGCGAGCGUCGAAGCUGGUGCACCAAAGAUCCACAAGGACCUCAUUGUUUCUGCUGGCCAUGAUGACUUUGCCAGGACACUUAUUUACAGCGGUCGUCCAUUGCAAGUCCGCAAGACUGACUACGUUGCAGACUGGGAGAACAAUCGUCAAGCAGAAAUCAAAGAAUUUACAUCGCAGGGGAAGAUUCCUCACGAGGAAGAAUUAGAGAAGCAUCCAGAGAAGUCUCUUCCUGGGAGAGCAUGGUUGAUGGGCAAAGUAGCUGGAAAUAUUCACGAUAUUAAACCUGCAAAAGAGAUUGUGGACGAGAUGAUAACGACCGCAGCAAAACAGAUCAAGCAGUCCUCAUCAUAUCUAAUCCCGCAAACGAAGCUCUGAAGUCAUCAUUCGUGGAUAAUCACUAAUCUUGCUAUCAACUAUGUAUGCUUUGGGUUUUGAUGAUACAUCAGAUCAAUACAUUUUAUUUUAGCUUCGCGCUGGAGAAUGUUAUUUUGGUGUGAUAUUGCACGCCCGCUCGGAGUCGGAAUAUUUUCAGUCAUCAUCGCUCAUCAGCUCUGCAAGCUCAGCUUCUUCCUCAGCUGUAAGCUGAUUUUCUGGAGCAGGUUUUAGCUGUUCUUUCUCCUUUGGUUUCGGUAGCUCUUUAGGUGGAGAAAUGAGAUCUGCCAAUCUCCAUCUUCGCAGGGUCUGGUCUAGGCUGGAGCUGACGAUCCACGGCUCAACAGUCACUUUCCCAUCCUCAGAAGUUCUUCGACGGAUCCAGAGACGCAAAGCGAUAACGUCAAGCCAGUGCGCGUCCGUCGUGCUCAGAAGUUCAGGUGUUCCUGGUUCGUUAACAUCGUACAGACGUAUUACGUCGCCCGCAGCUGUCAGUAGGAGUGGCUCUCCAAGGGGUGUGAGUGAAAGCGGGAGUACUGCCUUCACAGCAGUGGGAUGCGUUAUCGCAGGCACAGGCUUGCUUGAUGGUGGUGGUUGUGAAAUGGAAGAGGUGGUAGUAGAAGGUCGAUUCGUAAGAAGUACGGUGUCAUCGGACGAGGCAGUCCAUAAUUGACCUCGUCCGAACCACAUAUCGUUCACACCCGUUCGGUGAAUACACAAUUCCUCCUUCUCGGUCGCACGACAGUUUGGUGUUUCGCCGUACGUCCGAUCCAGAUCCCAGACUUUGAUAAUGCCCAUGGUGUCUGCUGUAUAUAACGUGGCAGAAGUUGUGGACCGGACGUCGAUGGCGACGCAUUGUACAGGUCGAGUGUGUGCAGAGGUGAUUCCGAUGACUUUUAGUGGUUCUUGAUUGCGAACGUUGCUUAAGUCCCACAAUCUCACAACUUUGUCGGAUCCGCUUGUAAUCAAUAUCUUUAGUUCCGGUACGGCAUUGACGAGUUUGACGAAAUCCGAGUGUGCUUCUGUGGACGAUAUAACAGAUUUAUCUUGCGUGUCCCAGAUUUUGACCGUCUUAUCCCAAGAGCCAGACACAAGUAAAGGAGCUGCGCUCGCAUCGCCGGAGUCAUUGAAUAGAGUAAUCGUUGUUACAGGGGCUGUAUGUCCCUUGUACACUUGCCGAGUUACACCUGACUCAAGAUCUAUCCGUCUUAUGACAGCGUCGCUCUGUGCAAUCCAUACAUCGUUGCCUGUGACUAGCACGUCCAGAGGUUUUGCUGGAAGAUCGAGAGGUUCACCCAAGUGUUUCGUGCGUUCUGCCUUCUGCUUGCGUGCCUCUUCAGCGACGAGAUUCGUCUCUGUCCUGAAGAAAUGGUCG